AUGGAAGCUACCACUACCACCAUUGCACCUGCUGUCCCCCCAGCUACAUUAAAGCCACCUCUUGCUUUUGUUUGUGAGCCAAGGGAUGUUGAUGUUGUCGAGGAGAUAAGGAGCAAUGAGGAUGAGGAGGAUGGCAAUGUUGAAUCUGGUUUAGAGGAGGAGGAGGAUGCCUCAAAUGAGAUUGCUAGAUUUAGGCCAUUGUGUAGUUUUUGUUGUUUUUAG
This is a messenger RNA of Ilex paraguariensis (yerba mate), 222 nucleotides long. The record is from the annotation of a GenBank genome assembly. Lineage: Eukaryota; Viridiplantae; Streptophyta; Magnoliopsida; Aquifoliales; Aquifoliaceae.